UACAUGCCUUUACUAUAAUUCAUAUUAAUCAUGCUUGAAAUGGAAAAUUCAUGAGGGUUGGGUAGGGCUUGAUAAGAUUUUUAUGUUUUUUUAACCCCACAUGUUCUGAAAGCUUAAGUGAGCUUUUGGGGUCACCAGAUGUCCGGUGACCUUCAGUCUGAUUCUUGGUUCGUUACAAAAUGUUUAAUUUAUAACUUUUCAAACUCAUGCUUGCAUAUUUACUGAUAGCUAAAAAAAAAUCUCUUAAUAUAUCUUACACCUAUAAAAUUGAUUGCAGUAAGUUUGACAUGAACAGAAAUCAAUCUCCAAUGUAGAGUUGCCGUUCUUACUCGUCAGACGCAUGCCCAACUUGAUUGACAAUUGAAGCGAAACAAUUUCUGGAAUAUUCUUGGAAAUCGUGCUCACACAUUCAUUACACGAUCGAACCAUAUUAGAUUGUGCUUGAACAGAGUAUUUUUUCUACUGAAUCAGCGAAGGAUUGUCAUUUUGUAAUCAAUUUUGAUCUCGUGACAACAAUUGUUAUAAAGAUGCCCCCGAAGGUGAAAUAUAAGGCGUUCAAAAGGAACACGCUUCUUGAGGAGCUCCAAAGUAUUCUUCAUGAAUAUCCAGACAAUGAACAAAUUAUCAAGGAACUGCUACAAAAUGCUGAAGAUUCAGGAGCAUCCCUGGUUAAAAUGGGGUUUUGUCCUUCAUCGAAUGCAGACCAACUACCCGAACCUUACAGAAAAUACCUAUCGGGUCCUGCUCUAUGCUUUUACAAUGACUCGGUUUUUACUAAUGAGGACUGGGAUGGAAUCACAAUGGUCAGGAAGAGCAACAAACAAGACGAUCCACUUAAAGUUGGGAAGUUUGGGAUUGGAUUCAAGUCUGUCUUUCACAUAACAGAUUUUGUGUGCGUGAUAAGUGGCGAAAAUAUCCUUUUUAUUGACCCAUUGCGUGAACAGAUAGACCCUAAUACAAUGUGCCCCUUCAAUACAAUAAAAGACUUUACAGACCAGGAAAUAUGUGGCAAAAGAGGGCUAGAGCCACUUUAUGGCUUGUUUGAAAUCAGUGAAAAAACAGUGGAAAAAGGACACUAUGAUGGUACUUUCUUUUGGUUUCCACUUCGCAAAUAUGCUUCAGAAUUGUCAGAAAAUAUAUAUACACAUGAAAAAGUAGAAGAUCUCUUCAACUCUCUCAAAGAAGAGAUUGAAAUUGAACUUUUGUUUUUGACAUUUGUAAAAGAGUUACAUGUAUGCAACAUGUCAGGUGACACUCUUGAAACCAUAAGCUCUGUAUCAGUAGAGAGAAGUUCAAGUUGGCUGGAUAAAAUGCCAGCAGACAGAUCGCAAUACAAAGAAAAAAUAGGAGAAGUAGAAAGAGAACUUUCUAAUGAUGAUUCAGCAAUUUUCAACUAUGACCCUAUUCUGUUGAAAUCAAUCGUAGAUUACAAAGUUUGUCUGGAUUCACAAGACUCCUGUCAGAAAUGGCUAGUUGUUCAGUAUUUUUACACAGGUUCUGUUUGUGGGGAUGAGAUCGAUGAAAAAUUGUCACAACUUGUAAGAACUCGACACUGUAAAUAUAGGCCCUAUUUAGGUAUUGCAGCCAGACUCGAUUCGCCCAUUUCAUCAGGACGUGUAUUUUGCUUUCUUCCAUUGCCUUCCACCAGUGAAAGUCCUACUGGUUUACCUGUGCAUGUUAAUGGGUUUUUUGCCUUGGACAGUAAUAGACAACAUUUAAAGUGGCCAUCUCUUGAUCAAACCGCUAGCAAUUCACACCUGGAAAAAGACAUGGACUGGAAUGUACUAUUAGUACAGAAUAUUUUACCAGUUGUAUAUAGAGAGUUCUUGAAUUCAUGGAGCAAUGAUCUUAAAACUGAAUUGGAAAAUCAUCUGGAAAUGUUUUAUCAGUAUAUCCCGAGGAUAUCAAAAGUUGAUUCUCAAUGGAGGCCUAUUUGUGAAGGGGUUGAAGAAUAUCUCAAGCAUUCAGAAAUACCCUGUCUAGAGAAAAGGCGUUGGAUAAAUUUUCAAGACGCAUUUCUUGCAAUAUUCCAAGAAGAUGUAUCCAAAAAUGUACAAUCAACUGUAAAAACGUUGUUUGACAAAUGCACAAAGAAAACAGUUGUGCUAGAAAAUUAUACUGAUCUGUACAAUGAAUGGGAGAAAAUGACAUUUGUUCCGAAAUGUACAAAUCCAAAAGAAACGCUGAACAUUCUAAAAAUAUGGAAGAACUAUGAGGAGAUGUCAUCAAAAGAAAAGGAAGAUCUUUUGAUUUUUUGCUGUACUGAUAGUCACUGUGGACUUUCAAAUUUGGAUGGAAUAAAACUACUUCCAGUAGCUAAUGGUGAUUUUAAAAUAUUUUCAAGUAAUAAGGAGAAGAAAGAAGAACAAGAAGAAAGAAUCUAUCUUUGUGAGGAAAAUGAACUUGAAAUGUUGAUCGGCAUGAAGGAAUAUCUUGUGAAACGUUCCAAUACAGAACUUGGUGAUGUUCUGAAAACUUUAGCAGAUUCAGGGAUAUACAAUUUUCAAAUCCUCGAAGAAAAGGAUUUUUUCAGACUGUUGACUGAUGUAGCAUCCACAGAGGAAAGCAUUGAAGUAAAGCUUGUAAAAGGCAGUGGAAAGGUUUUUGGAGACAAAUGGUUACAGAAAGUAUGGAAUUACUUGAAAAUUCAUUGUCAGAACACUCUUUCUCCUAUUGUUGGACUGCCUCUUGUGAAAACAAAAGGUUUUGAUGUUUUGAGAAAGAUAACAGACACCUAUAUCAGUGAGGAAAAUAUCGAAUUUUCCAUGAGAAACAUCUUUUGGUAUUUUAACAUUUGGAUUGUUGAUACUGAAUUUCAUGAUCAUCCUUUAUUGCAACCAGGAAAGGGUAUUGUUUUGCCAUCGUCAGAAAAUGGAAAAGAAAAGAUUCUGUCAAAAUGCAUUGAAAACGGAAAGAAAUUAAUGAAUUCUGGCUCCCCCGAAGAGAAAGAAUUAUUUAAAACAUUUCUACCAAAUACACUCUCCUCUUCACUAAUCAAUGCAAUAGGAAAAUUGAAAAUAUUCAAAUGUUUCUCUAAUGUACAGGAAAUGGUGGGUUAUACCUCUUUAAAGGAAUGUUGUCAUGUUUAUGUUGGUAAUAAAGAUUUUCCUGUCUCAUUCCCAUGCAACAUGAUCAUAGCGUCCUCAAAACACGAAGAGACGCUAUUGCUUAGAAACCCUCUAUCGGUUCAAGUGACCUUAAAUGUUGUUGUGGAGAAAUGUAUAUCAAGGAUAAAUCAAGAAAGAUAUUUUUUGGAAGAAAAAGACAGGAGGAAGUUUUGCUUCUAUGUUUUGGGAAUGCAUCAUUCCUUAACAAAUUGGAUUGGAAUUCAAAGAAGUAUAGCUGAUAUCAAAUUUAUUGAAAACGGAAGUGGACAUUUAUGUUCUCCACGUCAGCUUUAUGAUCCAGAGGAUGAAAUAUUAAAAGAUCUAUUCCAUGAAGAGUCCAAAUUUCCAUCAGAGACUGGAAGAAAAGAAACUUUGUUAAAGAGUGCAAAUGUGCAAUUUCUGACAAGAGUUAGUUCUACUCUGAAAGAUGAUAUUGUAGCCACAUGCAAGCGUCUUCAUGAAAAAGCGUUCAGUACGGAAACAAGUUUAAAGAAGGCCAAAGCUCUGACACAAAUUCUUAACGCGUGUCCAGAUUUAUUUGACUCCAUUUAUUCCUCGAUAGAAAGAUACAACAUUAUGCAAUUUCAGACCAACAGACCCGAAAACUAUCCAAUAUCUCUCAAGUGGUAUUCCAACAGAGGAAAUUUAGUUUCAUUAAAUGAAAUUUUUUCUGAAGAAUGUGGAUAUCUCAUUGGGUCAAUAUUUCCAACUGCUUUGAAGGAAUGGGAAAACCUUUUACUUACGAGACCCAAAGAUGUAUCACUGAAAUUUGUGAUACAGCACUUUUUCAAAAUCACUGAAUGUUACUGUGAGGAAGAGCAUGAUAACUACAGAUAUAUUGUGAAAAAGAUCUAUCAAUAUCUUUCAAAAGACAAUGAAGUCAAUUUUGUGAAGAAUCCCCUUCCUGACAAAUGUAUACUUACAGAACAAGGUUUCAUGAAACCCGAAAGUAUCUAUAUUGAACGAGGCAACGAGGAUUUGAAUUUGACCCCUUACAUUUUUCCUUUGGAGAGAGAAUAUAGUGCAAUUCGAAGUCUCUUUACAAGGCUAGGAUGUAAUACAAAACAGACAGCUGAUUUGCUCAUAGUAACUCUACACAAGAUCAAUGCUAGUCAUUCGUCAGAAAUGUCAACGUCUGAUUCAAAAUGCAAUUUGAAAAUAGUUCAAAAUAUCAUAAAAACUUUCGCAAGAACAUAUUCCUUGGAGGUACCCAGUCUUAGACAUAAGAUUAUCGUACCCAUUCACCAAAAAGAUGAAAGUUCUCUUGUGUUUCGACAUUCAGAAGAGUGUGCCUAUUGUGAAUCUGAUUGGUUUAGUAGAACAUUUUCAGAUAAAGAUGACAUUACCUUAGUUCACUCACAAAUUGACAAGGAGGAUGCUAAGGCUGUUGGGGUACGAUCUUUAAAAGAAUUAACUUUAUCUGAUGCAGAGGAUAUUAUCACCGAAUUUGGACAGUCUGAGCCUCUGACGACUCGACUGAAUCGUCUUCUAGAAGAAGGAUAUACGGAUGGACUUUCUGUGCCAAAGGAACUUAUUCAAAAUGCAGAUGAUGCUGGUGCAUCCGAAGUCUGCUUCCUAUAUGAUGAAAGGGAAAACGAAAAUGCUAGAAGUUGUCUUUUAGACCAAGGCAUGGAAAGCUGUCAGGGACCAGCCUUAUGGGCUUUUAAUAAUGCUGAUUUUACACCAGAAGAUUUUGAAAAUAUCCAAAAAUUAAGUGGUGCUACAAAAAGAGAUGAUGAGACAAAGAUCGGAAGGUUCGGAUUAGGUUUCAAUGCUGUAUACAAUUUGACUGAUGUCCCUAGUUUUCUAAGUGGAAAAUAUUUAGUUUACUUAGAUCCCCAUCGCAAAUAUCUUGGAAAUACAACCCUAAAUGAAAUGAGCCCGGGUAUUAAGCUGAAUCUUCACAAUAAACUCAUGCUUGAGAAAUUUGAAAAUCAGUUUAAGCCAUACCAUAGUGUUUUCGGCUUUUUACCCACAGAACUUGCGAAAGGCAACUUGUUUAGAGGUACUUUAUUCAGAUUUCCUUUAAGAACUAAUGAACAAGCAAAAACCAGCGAAAUUCUGCAAAAAGCUUACACAAAGGAUGAGGUAGAAAAAUUGUUGAAAAUAAUCUGUAAAUCAUGUGGGAAUAUGCUUCUUUUCACUCAGAAUGUAAAAACUCUUAAAAUAUUUCACUUAAAGAAAGAAGGAGAAAAUCCAGACAAGGAAAUGGAAUUAGUUCUAAGUGUUCAAAAAGAGGAAGAAACAGUCUUUAAGAAUCACGCAGAACAAGGCAUCUUAGCUUUGGCUGCAAAAAUCUGCGAAAAAUCGGAGGAUAUGACAACAAUUUGUAAGACACGAAUUACCAUAGAAGGAAAGUGCCAGUCUUGGCUUGGCACAUCUGAGCACAUAAACCUUUGUGUAGAUUGGAUAUUAGCCUGGGCAACAGGAAAAUCCGAAUCACUAGAACUUUACAAGAAGAAGAAAAGUGAUGGAGCAUUACCUAUAUCCGGUGUAGCCGUACCCAUCAAGAGUAAUGAGGGAAACACAAUGCCAUUAUUUUUCCAUGAUGAAUUUAAGAAAACGUCUCGAUAUGGUUUCUUUGACACAGGUCAUUUGUUUUGCUUCCUCCCGCUUCCAAUACAAACUGGUUUGAACUUUCACGUGAAUGGAAUUUUUGCCCUUUCAUCUGAUCGGAAAGGAUUGAUGAUGCAAAGUGAAGAUGACAAAGAAAUUUCGAAUCAAAGUAUUUGGAAUACCAGUGUCAUAUGUGAUGCAACGCUAGAGGCAGUAUUGGUAAUGUUGCUAGAUUUAAAAGACCGAUCCUCUGAAAAUUACAUAUAUACGAUGUUAUGGCCAGAUCAAUAUAAUAGUAGUAUUUGGGAAGACUUUCAGCAGAAAUUUUACAAAGCUUUAGCUGAGCGUCCUUUGCCCCUAUUCAGGACACACUGUGGGUGGAAAACAUAUAAAGAAUGCAUGUUUUUGCAUCCAAAGGUCUGUGAUGAUGAAAAACUGAAAAACAUUGCAUUCGAAGUUUUAAAAGACAACCCAGAAGGAAAAGUAGUUGUUGAUCUGCCUGACAAUAUCUUUAAAAAGUUUGAGAUUUACAAUGGGACAGAUUUCAAGAAUGACAUUGUGACCUACGAAGAUAGCAUAAUCGUCUUAUUACUGCCAUUUAUCUCCAAUUAUCAGGGGCAAGAGUACGAUGAAAUUGUUGUGAACGCCAUAAAAAGCAAAGAAAAUAACAUUCUAGCUGCCAUUAAGAAAUCUGAAUGUAUUUCAACACUUGCAGCAGGUAUAAGAAAAGCGCCAGGACAUCUUGUACAUCCACAAUCUUCCCUCAAAGACAUAUUUCUGCCUAAUAAAGAGUAUUUUCCAGCGGAAAAAUUUUGUGAAGGGGAAGUUUUAGAUAUACUUGUUGAACUUGGUAUGAUAAAAGAAAAGAUUCCAUGGGAAGUGUUAGUUCUGCAAGCAGAAAGCGUUGCCUUGACAGCAGUUUCUUGCUUUUCAUGUGCUAGCAGAUGUUCAAAUGAAAUUGUAAAAUAUAUGCAUACUUUUUUUGAUCAAAUGUCAGAAGAAACAAGAAAGAAAAUGUCUGACAUUCAUUUUUUGCCAUCAAAAAAGAAACCAAAAGACUGGCCAUGGAAAUGGUAUACGAGAGCAUCGAAGCAAACUUGUGUGUCAGAGAAAUGCACAAUUCAUAGAAAUGAUGAAUUAGACAACAAUGGUCAAUUCCAAUACUUUCAAAAACCUUCCAAUUUAUUUUUUCAGUCGAACAAAAAUUUGGUUGCUUGCACAGAAGCAGUUCUUGAUUGUUACACCGAGGAAGAUUUGUACAGUGUUGUAUUAAAAUCAAUAGGUGUAAAAUGCAAGAGAGAUGUAAAACCACAGACCUUAAAGUCGCAACUCCAAGAAAUAAUUGAAAGGUCAGAUGAUGUAAAUAGUGGAAUUGUUGAGGAGAUUUGUUUUGCAAUUUACGCAGCUUUUGAAGAAAACCUAAUAGAAAGAGAGUGGCGAGAGUUUGUAAGAAAGGAGUUCUCCGAGUUGCGAUGCGUUUUGAUAGGAAAAACCUUUGUUUAUGCAAAACAAGUGUUUUUUGCCUUAGAAAUUGACUGUAGUCCUCAUUUAUAUGGAAUAGAAAAAACUUCCUUGGGUCGAUAUUCAAAGUUAAUGGAAGCUUUUGGUGUUAGAAAAGAAAUUGAUCCUGACGAAAUCGUCCAAAUUUUAUCGAAAAUCAAGGAACAAUAUAAAGAGAAGCAAUUAUCCGAGACAGAUUUAGGUUUAGUUUGCAGAAUCACUAAGCUUUUUGAAGAUUUUGAUAGCAUCUCAUCUAAUGAACUUUGUCUUCCUGAUACAAAGGGACACCUUCGAACUGUCAACUGCUUGUGCAUGAAUGAUAUUGAAUUGAUACCAAACAGUGAAUCGAUGUAUUUUUUACAUGAAAAAAUAUCCACUAAAAUAGCGAAGCUUGCUGGGAUAAAAUCAAAGAGAGAACAUUCUGUUCUAGAAGACUCUGACGAAUUUGGAUAUAAAUUUGGACAACAUGAAAAUCUUACAACUAGAAUAAAAUCUAUCCUAGACGGAUAUCCGAACACUAGUAUUUUACAAGAGCUUCUUCAAAAUGCCGAUGAUUCUGGUGCAUCAGUACUUCAUUUCAUUAUAGAUGAAAGAAUUCAUGGAACAAAGAAUGUGUUCAGUGAUAAAUGGGCAGAAAUACAGGGACCUGCUCUCUGUGUAUACAAUGACAGCAUAUUCAAUGAGGAAAAUUUCGUAGGAAUUCAGAACUUAGGUACUGGAAGUAAACGUGAAGAUCCAUUUGCAACAGGGCAGUAUGGUGUAGGAUUCAACGUUGUUUAUCAUCUCACAGAUGUGCCUUCAUUCCUUACGAGAGAUUUGGAAAAGUCUCUAGAUACGCUAUGCAUUCUUGAUCCUCAUUGUGAAUAUGUUUUUGGGUCCUCUCUUCAGAAACCUGGUAGGAUGUUCCGCAAUGUAUCAAAAACAGUCAGAGUGAAGUUCGGAGAUAUAAUGCCAUGUUACUUGGAGGAUACCAAUGUAUGGAAAAAUUCUCGUGGAACAUUAUUUCGUUUUCCGCUUCGACAAAGAAGUGAUUCGAAAUUGUCACAUAAAAUGUAUUCAAUCAAGAACAUAGAAGACAUGUUUAAGGAAUUGAAGGAAAAAGCACCAGAAUGUCUUCUCUUUUUACACAACGUCAGGUCGAUAAUUUUGUCAAGAAUAACAAAUUCUGGGUCAUUAGAAAGAAUGUUCUACGUUUCUGCAAAAUCUGAACUGAUAUUCCCAAAGGAGGUUUCACUACUUUCUCACUUUGUUGAAGCAAAAAAACAAAUGGUUGAAAAUCCUGAUGAACUUUGUAAAAUCCAACAAAAGGUGUUUAAGUCUUAUUUAGAGAUAGACAUCAAUGGUUUACAAAAGGAAAAGUGGUUGUUGGUGAAUGGAUUUGGUUUCAAUUCACAUUACAGUAUUCCUUCCUCUAUCCAUAAGGCGUAUGAAGCUAGACAAUUAGCAUUGUUGCCUUCUGCGGGUGUUGCUGUUUUCAUAUGUAACGAAAAUACUGCUGAUACAGGGAUUGACACGAAUGAAAACCAACUGCAAAAAUGUUUCAAAGAGUUCAAAGUUUUUUGUGUCCUUCCAUUACCAAAUGCCACUGGUUUACCAGUGCACAUAAAUGGUCAUUUUGCCAUAGACUCUGAAACUCGUAAGCAUAUUUUUGGGGCUCUGGAUGAAUACAAAGGUGUUAAGUUGGACUGGAACACAUGCUUGGUAAAAUACGUUCUGGUGCCAACUUACAUUUCUGCUGUUGAACACCUUCGGGACAUGCUAUUUGGUACAGGUACAGAUAUAAUAAAAAAUAAUUUGAAAAGCAUUGAAACAUUCUAUAAAGUAUUUCCAAACAUAGGAAGUGCAAACAGUAACAUUUAUAAAUUCAUUGCAACAGAAAUUUAUAUACAUUUAUUUCAAAACAACUGCAAUGUUUUACCAAUAUUCCGAAAAUUGGAUAUGCCUGCUAACAUUACAACCAAAAUCUGUGAUAGCACUGAGAAAGCGAAUGUAAAAACAAAAGAUUCCACUUCAAACGAAUCUGAUAAGGAACUUUUAAAAGUAUCUUGGAAAUCAAUACAAGAUGUAGCAUUGUGUGUAACAUAUUUGGUCGAACAUUGUGUCGAAUUAGGAGAAAUUCCUGAACUGAUGAAAGCCUUUGAAAUGCAAAUAACAGAAAUCCCAUAUUGGAUCUGGGAGAGUCUAAAUGACAUUGAUGAUGACGUGAACCUGACGUGGUUCUCAUCACGUUCCGUAAUCAAAUUUUUGAAAACUUUUAAAGACUACAGUGCAUAUAAAUGUAUCAGCUUAAUACUGACAUUCCAGUUCAACUUUAGGGAAUUUGAAAGCUGCCAUGAUAGAGAAAAUGACGGAAAAGUUAGUUCUUUAGACAUUUAUUGUGAGGGACAGGAAACAAAAGUAAGCAAUGCUGCAAAAAAGGAAAAGUUUCUGAAAGAGUUUUCAGAACUGUUGUUGUUACAUUUGAAAAGAUGUAACCUUUUACCGGUGACAAAAGGUAAAAAUGGAUUAUUUGUUUUCCCUCUCGGCAGUGGAACGAAUAUCCUACUCACAAAGGGAUAUGAAAGAGAACAUGGUGCUUUGCUGAAUAUGAAUGUUCCAUUGAUUGACUUACAGAGCCUUCCUGCGGGAGAUGCAUUUGCAUGCAACAAAAAAUCAGUAAAUACCAUGUUUAAUUAUAUGUCGGAGCAUCUAGUGAAUCUUCGGGAAAAAGAAAAAAGUAAACAGAUAUUGAGGAAUCUACCAAUGUAUUUUACAGUAUCUAAUAAUUUCAAGUCUGCAAGGGACAGAACAGUUAUCCUUCUUUCAGAUGAUAUUCCAAAAAAAGGAUUGGAGGAGUUAGGCGAUAAAACAAAAACCAUCUUCCUGCCUGAAAAUAAAACCUUUCGUGAACUCUAUGAAUUUCUAGGUUUCAUGGAACCUAACAAGUGUGAAUUGUAUACUAUACAUGUUCUUCCCAAUUUUGAACUCUUACCAAUUAAUGCAAUAGAAGAACACUUGCAGUUUAUACGGGAUAAUCUUCUGCCACAACUUUUAAACAGCCAAACGAUGGAAGAAAAGAAGGAACAGAUAAGAAAGUUGUUACGUGAAACUGCUUUUUUAAAGAGAGGGGAUGGCUGUCUCGCACAAGCUUGUGAAUUUUAUAAUCCACACCAGAAACUUUUCUCGUUGGAAAACCAGCUAUGUUUAAGUUCUGAAUUGCCACCGAAACCAUUUAACGAAAAGGUGUGGGAGGGAUUUCUAAUUUUUUCCGGAAUGUUGUGCGAAAUCAAUAUCACUUCCGAAAUAUUUGUUACAUUUGCUGAACGUUUAGAGACCCUGGCUGAUAAAACAGGAAUCAGUGACGUAGUGGAAAGGAAUUCUAGCCAUUUGCUGAAACUUUUAUUUUUUGGACCCUUUAAGCUAUCGAAGGACCGCACAAUCUUACGUGAAGUGAGGAAAUUGAGAUUUAUUUGUCCUCAUAAAAUGGAUGACAUUUGCGUAUCCUUUCUCAAACAGUACACGGAUACAAGGCGUCUUAUUUGUUAUAGUGAAGCUACAUUACCAUCAAAUUGUUUGAUCGCAUGGUCACAAAUGGAUAUUGUUUCGAAUAAAGCAGACCCAUUUUUUCUCCUGCAAGAUUGUUCCUACUCAGCAUAUGUUAUUGAAGAACUUAACAUACGUAAUCCUACGCUUGAGUCAGUAGUUAAUCAUAUUCAGUUAUUUUGUUCCUCGCUUCAUCCAUUACUAGAGCAAUCAAAACCUGAAAUCGUUAGACGGGAACAAUUGAUAGCAAAAAUCAUGCAAGAAGCCUAUAAAUACCUGUCUGAACAUGGAAACGCUUGGUCAGUUGAGAGAUUAAGUGGUGUCCCAUUUGUUUUCUUAAAGGAAAGAAAGAUAUUGACAACCCCUGAUCAUGUUGUACUAAACAUUAAUGAAAAGGACGAAAUUUUACCAUUCAUUUGCAAGGCAUCUGUAUUUUUCGGUCAAUAUCAUGAACUUUUUAAAAAGUAUGGAGCAGCAGUAUAUGCUACAAGCAGUCACUAUGCAAAAUUACUAAGUGAAAUUAAAUCGAAGUCAUAUGAUAGGGAGUUAAGUAUAGAUGAAUUGGAAUGCAUUAGAAAGGCUAUCAAAGGGUUGUUUAGCAUAAGAAGGUCUGAAAAUAAAGAUGUACAAUUGGGUGUGCCAAAAUUAUAUCUCUUGACUAAAGAAAAUAAGCUAGAGGACAGCAAGGAAAUGGUGUUUAUCGAUAAUGUGCUUCUGCAAAAAAGAAUCGGAGUUAACAUGCCUACUUUUAGUUUUUUCAUUGGUUUUAAGACUCUUCAUAUGAAUGUUAAAGACCAGAUGUCAGUGAUUAAGCUUUUACCUGAAAAAUUCAGACCACAACUACUUUCACAACUGGUCACGGAAGAUUUAGAAGUGAAUAGCAAGAAAACCAUAAUAAAGAAUUCUAAUACUGCUUUGUGUUUGGAAAGUUUUAUUUGUUGUCAUGAGUUUUUGGAAGGAAUGUUCAGAAUUAUUUUGGAUAGACAUUUUCGUUGCAACAUGCCCUUCUCGGAGACGGAACAACGGACUGUGAAACACAAACUUAAAAACAUUUCGUUCACUCAACUUGAAUUUCUGACGACUGUGCUUGUGUAUGAAGAUGAAGUUCUGCCAAAUACAGAGGAAACAAACACGAUAUUUGCAAAGAGAAAAACCACUGAGUGUGAUGAAAUGCUUUCGAUUUACUUCACAGUGCACGAAUGUACAAGUUUGAUUACAUGGAUGAAUACAAAUUCAAUAUCAAUGUCAACACAAAUCAAUGAUUAUCUUGACAAUAUUUUGGGUGACAGGAUUAUAUUCCUGCCAAAAGUUCUAGAAUGCUUCCAAAAUCCUGCUGCCAUUUCUUGUGUGCUAGACAGUUUGAAGGUGAUGAGAUCUGACGAAUCACUACCAUCAAUCCAACCAAAAAAAAUACGAGUACACCCCCCUCUUAUAAUGGAAAGUGGACCUCAACCUAAAGAAGCCAAAAGAUGGAUAAGUCAAGCAGAAAAUGAUUAUAUUGCUGCCUCCAACGAUUGUUUUCCAGAGUCAUAUAAUUGGUCAUGUUACAAAUGUCAUCAGGCUGCUGAAAAGGCUUUAAAAGCUCUUUGGUAUGAAAAAGGUGGUAUCGAAAGAGUUCAUAGUUCACACAGUCUGUCAGAGCUGGUGUCUUCAAUUGGUGAAAUAUCAUUACCCGACCUUAUCUAUCAGCUUGAAAAUGUGACAGGGAGUUAUUUCCGCAUGCGUUAUCCUGAUGCUGUUUCAGAAAGUUUAAUUCCAUCCCAAAUUUAUACACAAAGCGAUGCAAGAAAAGCUAAAGAAAUUACAAAGGAAAUUCUAGACAUUGUUAGGAGGAGAAUAUCCAGGCAUUGAAUAAAAUGAAUAUCGAUCGCGAGUAAGUAAAGGAGAUAACACACAAGCUUAUUUCAGUAUCAUUAAGAGAGUUGAGGGGCAUGGCCAUUUUCAGACCUUUUUGAUCUCCUUUAGAAGAAGAGCUCCUUAUAAAGAUAUACAAAAAGGAUCAAAUUUUAAAACUAAAUUGUAUGAAAUUUUCCUCUGCAAAUUAUCGUAGACAGCGUACGAUAUUAUAUCUAAAAAUGUUAAAUCUGAUGGUAAAUUUAUUUGUUGAACUCCCCCCACCCCGCCUCCUUAAGUCGAGUGUUGACUGACGUAUUUUUAUACGAAGUGUAAGGCAGUUAUUUUCAUACUAAAACUAUUUACAUUUUUAUCCUUUGCGCAAUAGUGACAAGGAGCACACGGCAGAUGCGACCAGUCCAUAGGAAAUUUUACUACUCCAUGGCAAUUGAUCCCACCUUUUAUGUCUUAAGAGGUCCAGGUUUGCUCUGCAUUUAAUUUUUAUUCUUUUAACGGACUUUUUGAACAUGGUUUUUGUACAUUAUCUUCAAAAUCUCAUUCUAUGCUUUAAAGGUAUAUGUAAACAGAAAAAUAUCCAAGAAUAUUAACUUUUUUCUUCAUAUAUGUUUAAUUUAGAAUCUAUAUUUUCCAAAGUUGUAAAUAGAUGCUAUUGUUAUUGUUCAAAGGGAUUAUUUGUGUAAUACUUGAAUUAUGCAAUGCUUUUUACUGAUGUUUGAUUUAUUCUUCGAACUUCUAAUCAACAUUUUUCAAUCAACAACACUUUGAACUUUUCAUAUUGUAUAUAUUUAUUGGCAUGUGGUGGGGGUGGGUGUACUUUUUGUCAUUAUGUAAAACAUUUUUCAUUUAAUGUACUAACUGGUUUAACCUCAUACAAUUACCUCUCUGUACAUAUCAUAUGGUAAAUCUUCAUUUUAUGUUUGUUUAGUGAAAUGGAAUCUGAAAUCAAAAUUAUGAUGGUGCCUUCAUGAAAAUUACACUUCUAUGCUAGUGAUUAGAAGUUUGAAAAAAUAUUACUAAAUAUGCUAUGAUAUAUAUGUACAGUGUACCAAACUGUGUGUAAAUACAAUGUCAUUUGAUUUAACAGUUGAACUGAAUUGAUUUACUUGUUAAUUAAUGUAUGUAAAUAAUUUUUAAAAACAUCUCCGUAUGUAUAUUAACAUGUAAAAAUAAAUACAUAUUUGUGAGUAUGUACCCAAUUUACAUAUUUUUUUUGUUUUUAUGAGUAAUUCACAUCUUUGUGUAUAUGUAAAUAUUUUACAAUUUUUUAUGUUUGUAAAUAAUUUACAGCUUUGUACAUAAGUAGAUAAUUGACAUAUUUGAAAAUAUGUGCAUUUUUUAAUAUCUUUGCGAAUGUACAUUUUAUACCAUAAGUAAUAACUGUAUAAAAUAGGUCUUCCUUGGAGUAUUUGUAUAUUAUAUAAUAUGUUUUUGAACAUUCAAUAAUGUGUGUUUACUUGCGUUGUGCACUAAGCAACUGCACUAAACAUAAUGUUUAUGUGUUUGACUUUAAUCAUAAAACACGUUUUCAUUACAAGUAUACGAGUACCAAUUCAGAAUCAUUUAAAACUGUAAAUCAUAUGCCACUGGAUGAAAAUCCUAACUGUGUUUAUUUAUUCUAGUUAAAUUACUACAUGAAUUUCCUAUAUGAUAUCUUUAUGGUUAUAUAAAUAAUUAUGCUGAUAAAAUUAUAGCUUUGAACAUAUCCUAAAUAAAUAUGUACAAUUUACAACAUAAAAUACGUUAUAUAU
Saccostrea cuccullata (small rock oyster) is the source of this 14287-nucleotide messenger RNA. RefSeq names its product sacsin-like. NCBI's taxonomy places the organism in Eukaryota, Metazoa, Mollusca, Bivalvia, Ostreida, Ostreidae. Bases 528 to 12536 code for a protein of 4002 amino acids. The transcript has 10 exons. Gene Ontology annotation, molecular function: Hsp70 protein binding. The record is from RefSeq and is a predicted model, not a curated record.